ACUCAGUUUCAAACCAUAUAACGAAAAGAGAAUAGUGGACACUCCAAACGUCAGUCUCUUCACUUUCCUCUUUAAUGGCGUUUGACGAGAGCUUGAUGAUGAUUUCUUCUUUCACGGUCUUGGAAGAAGAUGCUGGAUUUCACCAGAUCCGAAAUUCUCUGUCGAGGCUGUCUGUUUGCACAAGCUCCGUUUACGACGAAGCCACCAAGAAUGAGCCAGAUUUGGGCGUUUUCACGUCGGAGGCUUUCGACGGAGCAGAGGCUGACGGAGAGUUUUCCGAUGGUGGAGGACGAGGAAAGGAGAACGUUCGCGAGUCUGAUUCCGACAAAGACACACCUCGGUUUUACUCUCUCCCGGUGACUCCAUCUCGCCGGAGAAGAAAACUUCAAAUUUCCGGCGAGUUAGUCGCGAAUGAGAGUAACAGAGAUGGCAUCAAGUGUAAUUUACGGAGGCAGAGGAGGGUAAUUAGGGAAAAGAAGAAAAAGGGAAUUAACGAUUACGGUAAUCAUGGGUUUAACGGAGAAAGUGACGGCGGUGGAAGAGAGGCACUAACGGUGUUAACGACGGCGAAAGGAGGAGAGAAGUCGUUGAGGAUGGGAUUAGAAGAAGUGAAGGCUUGUAGAGAUCUCGGGUUCGAAUUGGAGGCUCCGGGUCGGAUCUCUGUGUCAACCGGGUCUAAUUUUGAUACUCAGACCAGUAGUGGCGGCAACUCGCCGAUCGCCAGCUGGCGCAUCUCCAGUCCUGGCGAUGAUCCAAAAGAGGUUAAGGCGAGAUUGAAGGUGUGGGCACAAGCGGUAGCUUUAGCUUCUUCGUCACGUCAAGCUUAGCUUCUUAAGCUAUCUUUCUUUUUCUCCAUUUUAGGUUAUUAUUACUUUUGUCCUCCUACUUUCUUUUGACUUGGAUGUAGUUCGUUUUCUGAGUUUGUAAAUAAAUAUGAUAACAGCAGUUGUUUCAUGGAUCAUCAUGGUUGAUGGAGAUUGGAAAAGCUUCAGUCACUAGUGAGUAGUGCUAGUGACUAGUGAGAGCCAUUUACUUGAAUUAUUGAUUAAUAUUUUUGGCUUUUCGCGAAAAUAGAAUCGCAAUUUUUGUAAAGAAGAAACAUAAUUGCCAAACAGUAUUAAUAGAG
Molecule: messenger RNA, 1126 nt
Organism: Eutrema salsugineum
Lineage: Eukaryota; Viridiplantae; Streptophyta; Magnoliopsida; Brassicales; Brassicaceae
Exons: 2
Coding region: 75-827 (250 amino acids)
Source: RefSeq, a predicted model, not a curated record